Paramecium pentaurelia is the source of this 890-nucleotide messenger RNA. NCBI's taxonomy places the organism in Eukaryota, Ciliophora, Oligohymenophorea, Peniculida, Parameciidae. The record is from the annotation of a GenBank genome assembly.
AUGUUUAUAAGAGUACCUGCUAAAAUAAUAAUUUCAGGUGAGCAUUCUGUUGUGUAUGGUCAUAGAGCAUUAUGUGCAACAAUCAACAAAUAUACUAAAUUAAAAAUAUACUCAAACAACACUAAUUCAAUAGAGAUUAGAUGGGGAAAUGAUUGGCAUGAAGUCUUAGAUUUAAAUUAAAUUAAUACAAAUUCUUAGUUAGCUUAAGUUGCUCACAUUUUAAAUAUCAAACCAUCUAUAAUAGAAGUAGAAUCUGAAGUACCAAUUAGUUCUGGAUUAGGAUCAUCAGCAUCUUUUGCAGUUGGAUUAUCCAAAGCUAUGAAUGGAUCUAUUGAAAAAGCAAUUGAAAUUGAGAAUAUAUUUCAUGGUAAGAGAGGAAGUGGAUUAGAUGUAUAAGUAACCCAUAAUGGUGGUAUAUGCAUAUUUUAGAUAGGAAAACCAAUUUAGUAAGUUAAUAUUCCUAUUCAAAAUAUAUUAUUAAUAGAUUCUGGAGAUAGAAAAUAAUAAGGUACUGAGGGAUCAAUUUCAAAAGUUAAAAAUUCAGUUGAAUAAAAAGAUGGAAAAUAAAUUUUGAAUAGAAUUUCAGAAGUAACUGAAUAAAUAAUUAGAGAAGGUCUCGUGAAAGAGUUGAUUUAUGAAAAUCAUGAUCUUUUAAAUAGAUUAGGUAUUUGCACUGAUAGAAUAAAUGAUAUAAUUGUAAAAAAUCUAAUUUAAUAUAGAGAAUUUGUAAAAAUGAAAAUAUUCCUGCAAAAAUGACUGGGGCUGGAGAUGGAGGAUUUUGUAUUGCAUUUCCAAAAGAUGAAUAAUAAUCUGAUUUUUUAGCAUAAAAAUUACAAAAUUAUAAAACUUUAAAAGCAAGUAUUGAUAAAGAAGGAUGUAAAAUUAUUUGA